GGUAAGAUGCAGGAGGGUUAGCAGCCGGUACGGGAAGGGCAGGGGCGUCUCAGCUGACGGACGUCAACAAGCUUGGCGCCCACCACGCCGUCUGGAGCCACGAGGGUGUUGUCCUCGGGAUUACGGCUGGGAUGGAUCUUGCGGCGGACUCUGGGAAGAGCAGGUAUGACAAAGAGAAUGCUAACACAAGCAUGAAGUAUACCUGCUGGAGUCUUGGGGGUGAUGUUAGCACCAACCCGCCCCUCCUGGCUGACAUGGGGGUGGCGGUGUUGCAGGAUGAGGAGGCUUCCUGCCAUGCUCCUUCUCCCUCUCCCUUCUCCAAUCUACACCACGUGACGAGUUCCUCUCCAUCUCACAAGGUUCUGCAGCAUGUUGACCAAAACGUCAGAAGUCAGGACACCUUCCUGACUGAGAGCACCACCAGCUCGGCAGAGUUUUUUGUUUAUAAGCGCAGAAAAUUGGACACUAUUGGUGGAGAUGACAAGUUCAACAGAAUGUCUGAUGAACUGAUUCUGGCAGUGUUGCGUUGCCUCCCGAAGUUUAUGCUGGCCAGGUGUGCACAGGUGAGCAGACGCUGGAAGAGGCUGGCUUUUGAUGAGUCAUUAUGGCGAAAACUUGAUCUUGGUGGCAAGACACUGAAGCCAGGAGUGGUGGGUCGAGUCAUCCUUCGAGGGUGUGUCAUUCUCCGCUUAGCUAAGGCAGAGGUGGGCACACCGAUCUUCUCACCCCAGUUGCAGCAUCUGCCCACCUUGCUGCCAGUGAGGAGCAAGCUGCAGUACCUUGAUCUCAGCAUGGCAGUGAUCCAACCACAGGCUUUGGAAGAAUUGCUGAGUGUGUGUUUUGAUUUGAAAAAGUUAAGCUUAGAACACUGCACCCUAACCCAGAGUGUUUGUUCAUACAUUGCAAAGAAUACCUCACUGGAGACCCUUAACCUUGCCAUGUGUUAUGGCUUGUGUCAUUCUUACAUUGUUGAAAUCCUGACACAAUGCAAAAGAUUGCAUUGUUUGAAUCUGGCCUGGACAGGGCUGAGUUCAGAGGAUCUACGGGUGAUUUGCCGUCGCUUCCCUGCCUCUCUGGAACGGCUCAACCUGUCAGGCUGCCGCAAUACCCUCUCAGACUCACAUGUCCGCCUUCUGUCAGAGCAGAGCAGCGGCCUCGUAGAGUUAGACGUGAGUGAUGCUACCCAGCUCACUGCCAGUGCUGUGUCCUCCAUCAUCAAGCACCUCACCCGUGCAGAGUAUCUUGCUUUCUCCCGUUGCUAUGCCAUCCAACCAGACACCUAUCUAGAGCUGAAAGCUAUGCCAAACUUACUGUACUUGGAUUUGUAUGGAAUCUUAAGUGACAGUGCCUUGAACACUCUGCGACAGUCCCUCCAUCAGAUCAAGAUAAACAAGUAUCUGUUUUCAUCUGUGGCCCGACCCACAGUUGGCAUCCGUCGAACCUCAGUUUGGGGGUUAAGGGUCAGAGACUGAUAGCGUCACCUCAAAGACUAGUUUGGGGGGGAGCAUCUACUGUUCUCUGUGUGAGUUGCUGCUAUGCAGUAGUAAAGUCAUUCUCUCAAUUCCUUCCUCACACACAGAUGCCCUUGGGACCUGCCGAGCUGAGCCAGUCAUCGAUGAAUGGGUGGUAAGUGUGGCUUAUCAGAUGUGUUCACUAUGUGAUAAUGUGCUUAAUUCUAAUGUUGUUUUAGUAUUAAGGGUUGUAAUAUUGUUUAAGUUCAUAGUGAAGAAGAAAUGUGUCAGCUCAACAAGCUAUUCUCAGUAUGGUGUGACCACUGCUCAUCUUUUGUAGCUUGUUGGUAGGUGAGAUAAGAAAGCACCAGUGUUGUUAAAAGUUAAGUGUAUUAAUGAGUGCCUUAGAUAUUUGAGAAGCAAACUUGAAAUAAUUUAUUCAACAAUUUUUUUUUUUCUUGUUAUAGUAAAUGAUUUGGCUUGCAUUAUGACCUGAAUGACAUUCUUUGGGUACGUGUCUUGGUAUUCAGUAAAAAUUGAUUGUGCCAGGUACAAGUAUAGUAUGUUAUUGUAAGUGUUCCUUUCCAUCUUAAUUAUAAAUGGAUGUAUUGUGUGACUAGUGCAAGAAGGCACAAAGAGAGUUGUACCAAAGAUGUACUGAGCAUGUACAGACAUGACAUUUUACUCAACUGCAAACCAUGAAGACCUUUGUACAUAAACACACAUACUACUACAUGAGGCAUCCUGUGGGGAAAGCCACUUGUUUACUUUAUCUUACAAAGUAUGCUGGAAUUGUAUAUCUUCCUUAAAAGAUAACCCGGAAUUGUGCAAAUUAGUUGAAAAAAAAUGUGAUAAGUUGUGAAUUAUAACUUUAAUUAUAGUAUUGUAUUAAUGGCUGAGGAAUAAAAGAUAUCAAUUUAUUAAUAUACCAAUUAGGAAAAACGUAUGUAUUUGAGUUUGAUAUGAUGCUGUCCCACUGGAUGGUCUCCCAGUCACACAGAAUACUGAUGAUGGCAUUUAUAUUAUAAAGAAGGAGUCUGUGGGUUGUAAAUACAUCCCUUUAUAAUUUUAUGAACAUUAUUGUCAGGGUCUUGCUGAGGAAGGUGUUUUGAUGGAAUUCCAUGUACAUAUUAGUUGCCUUGUCCAACCUGACACCACCUUGCAGGGAGAGGGGGUUGAGGUGCCUUGUUCCACUGCCAUUGUCUCCAUGCUCAUUCUCAACAUUUGCUGUUUUAUUUUUAAUCAUUGGAGACUUAUGCUUGAUAGAGUGUAUUAUAUUUCAAAUUGAACAUGUUGGCAUACAUUUUCUUUUUUAAAAA
This is a messenger RNA of Scylla paramamosain (green mud crab), 2770 nucleotides long. RefSeq names its product S-phase kinase-associated protein 2-like. Gene Ontology annotation, biological process: SCF-dependent proteasomal ubiquitin-dependent protein catabolic process. Gene Ontology annotation, molecular function: protein binding. The transcript has 9 exons. NCBI's taxonomy places the organism in Eukaryota, Metazoa, Arthropoda, Malacostraca, Decapoda, Portunidae. The record is from RefSeq and is a predicted model, not a curated record. The coding region runs from base 132 to 1472 and encodes 446 amino acids. Gene Ontology annotation, cellular component: SCF ubiquitin ligase complex.